AUGGCUGCCCAGGAGCUUCGUCAUGCCAAACGUGUGUUAGCUGUCACUGGCGCUGGUAUUUCUGCCGAUUCUGGACUGCCAACAUAUCGUGGCAUUGGCGGUCUAUAUAGUGACGGAAAAGAGACUGAAGACGGAAUGGCAAUCGAGGAGGCACUCUCCGGUUACAUAAUGAAUACACGACCAGAUAUCUGCUGGAAAUAUAUUUAUCAAAUCGAAUCGGCUUGUCGUGCUGCCAAGCCUAACGCUGCACAUAAGGCACUUGUAGCACUUCAGUCGAAGUUUGAACAAUUCACUGUACUUACACAAAAUGUUGAUGGUCUGCACAGAAGUGCUGGUACGAAAAAUCUUAUCGAAAUUCAUGGUAAUAUUCAAGAUUUGUUUUGUACUUCUUGUGGUCAUGAAAAAUAUGUUACCAACUUUGAAAGCAUGAAAAUUCCACCUGAUUGUGAGCGCUGUGGUGCACUCGUACGUCCACGUGUCGUUUUAUUUGGUGAGAUGUUACCAAUGCGUGCAGUAAGUAAACUUUAUGAAAUAAUGGAACAAGGUUUAGACGCUGUUAUUAGCAUUGGUACUACUAGUGUAUUUCCAUAUAUUGCGGAGCCAGUGCUACGAGCUGCACGGAACAAGGCAAUUACUAUUGAAAUAAAUCCGGGCGAUACUGAAGUAUCACAUGUUGUGCGAUAUCGUCUGCGCGAUCGAGCCGUUAAUAUUUUACCCGAGUUAUUAAAGCAUCUUUCAUAA
Rotaria sp. Silwood2 is the source of this 741-nucleotide messenger RNA. NCBI's taxonomy places the organism in Eukaryota, Metazoa, Rotifera, Eurotatoria, Philodinida, Philodinidae. The record is from the annotation of a GenBank genome assembly.